This is a messenger RNA of Candoia aspera, 1190 nucleotides long. RefSeq names its product DnaJ heat shock protein family (Hsp40) member C17 (gene DNAJC17). The transcript has 13 exons. NCBI's taxonomy places the organism in Eukaryota, Metazoa, Chordata, Lepidosauria, Squamata, Candoiidae. Gene Ontology annotation, molecular function: RNA binding. The record is from RefSeq and is a predicted model, not a curated record. Gene Ontology annotation, biological process: spliceosomal complex disassembly. The coding region runs from base 86 to 1012 and encodes 308 amino acids. Gene Ontology annotation, cellular component: spliceosomal complex.
UAUCGGGGCGAAGGGGUGGGGGAGGGAGAAACCUCGAGCAAAUAAUCCCGGCCCGGAACAGUUUGAAGAAGAAAGUGUGAGGGAAAUGGCGGUUGAUAAAGAACUGCUGGAGUUGGACCUGUACGCGCUUUUGGGAGUGGGCGAGAAAGCGACGGAUAAAGAGAUUAAGAAAGCCUACAGACAGAAGGCCCUGACCUGUCAUCCAGAUAAACAUCCAGAUAAUCCCAAAGCAGCUGAGCUCUUCCAUCAGUUGUCUCAGGCAUUAACAGUUCUAACAGACGCAGCAGCAAGGGCAGCCUAUGAUAGAGUGAGGAAAGCUAAGAAACAAGCAGCAGAAAGGACCCAGAAACUUGAUGAAAGAAGGAAGAAAGUCAAGCUAGAUCUUGAAGCUCGGGAAAGGGAAGCUCACUCCCGAGUUAGCAAGGAGGAAGAGAUUGAGAUAACUAGGACUUUGGAGCAAGAGAUCCAGCGGUUACGUGAAGAGGGAUCUCGCCAAUUGGAGGAACAACAAAAACUCAUCCAAGAACAAAUCCGGCUUGAGAAGGAGCGAAUACGAAGUAAACAAGAUGGGUAUGGAGGGAAUGGCACAGGAACACCCAAGCUCAAACUACGAUGGAAGUGCAAGAAAGAAGAUGAAACUAAAGGAGGUUACUCAAAGGAAAUUCUUCUGCAAAUUCUACAAAAGUAUGGUGAAGUUCUUAAUUUGCUAAUCUCAAACAAGAAGGCUGGAAGUGCAGUUGUGGAAUUUGCUACAGUGAAAGCUGCUGAGAUGGCAGUGAAGAAUGAAAUUGGCCUAACAGACAAUCCUUUAAAAAUCACCUGGCUAGAGGGCCAACCACAGAAUAGCACUGUGUUUGCUGAUGGCACUAUUCACCCACAGAUAUCCCAGGUGCAGCUGAAGAAAUGUGAGACUUGGAAACAGAUGUACAUGAUAGAUUUUUCAGCUCCCUCAGAAAUCCUCCAAAGACUUUUCAGGCUUGAAGGCAUACAUACAGGGUUCAGUAGUUUCUGAGAGGGAUUAUGAAAGUCUUGUGAUGAUGCGGAUGCGCCAAGCUGCAGAGAGACAGAAGCUAAUUGAACAGAUGAAACAGGAAGAUGAAGAAGAGUCUUGUACAUAGUAGAAGAGGAAGUGGCAAUAUCAUGCAUUUUUGCUUAUAAUCCGUAAAUCAAUAAAAACUACUGAAGCAAAA